AAGUCAGACGCUUAACUAAUGGAGCCACCCAGGAGCCCCAGCAUUUAGUUUUUUUAAAGGCAGAUUCCUAGAUUUUACCUCCAAAGAAAAGAUUGCCUUAUAAAGUUUUUAUUUUUAUUUAUUUAUUUUGAGUGGGGAGGGGCAGAGAGGGAGAGAGAAUCCCAAGCAGACUCCGUACUGUCCGUUUAGAGCCCGACAGAGGGCUCGAACUCACAAACCUUGUGAUCAUGACCUCAGCCAAAAUCGUGAACCAGGUGUUUAACCAACUGGGCCACCUAGGCGCCCCAGAAGGUUGCCUUAUAAAUUACAAAUAAUCUUAUGUAACUCUAGAAAGGAUAAUAAAAACCUCAAAUCAUAUAAUAAAAGUGUUACAUAUUUAAAUUCCUAUUUUCCAGAACAAAAAAUUUUACCUUUGAAAUUUAGAUGUGGCAAUCUACAUCAGUGUCUCCAAAUCUGCUUGGCAUCUCAGUACUUGUCACACUUGGUAAUGCAUUUUUUUUCGUGAUUAUCAUUAGAUAAUGAUAUCUAAGGUCAGGAGGGCAAAUACAUUUCCACACUAGUCUGUCCACAAAUUAAGCAAUACUAUCACUUUCAACACCACCAUCUAGUGGCAAACACAGCUAUUACGGUGCCAGUUUCACAGAGUGUAUAUAGCUUAAUUGUUCUCAAACUUGUUUCUGCAGACACACAGAUUAACAGCAUUUCCCCUGGAAACAGAUAAAUGGCAUUCUUUUCCAAAUUUUCAUGGACAGACGACAGAAGAAUAUUUAUGAAUGUGAUCAAUUUUAAAGUGUGUGUGUGCGUGUGUGUGUUUUCAACCACAACCUUCUCUGUCAAUCUCUGGCUCCUGCUGGUUAUUUUCUGCUAGUGAUCUAUUACUCCAUAACAAAUAAAAAGGUUUAGCGACAGCUUUUCAUGGUUGUGCGUUUAAAAUCUGUGGAUUUGCAUGCUUUUGAAUAUUUUAUAUUGCAAGCCAUUUAUUCUCCCCACCACAAACAGGAUAAAAAGCCCAUAUACAGAAUUACAUAUAAAGAGAAACUUGAUAUAGGUGAGAGAUGACGUUACAAGUAAGUAGGUAAAAGGAUAGUAUCGUUACAAGGAUAACUGGUCAUCGCAUGGGAUGAAAAUACGAUUCUAUUUGGCCCUUUUCAGAGCUGUCCAGAAACAAAGAUUACAAUCUCUUCUAUGUACAUGGCAUAUUGACCCUCAAUUUCAUUCUCGCUUCAAUUCCCGCAAAGUAUGGAGCACACAAAAAACUCCCCACUUACCCCCUAUUCCAGUGUGAGGCUCCCCAUCCAUUAGACUUUAAAUAAGGUUUACUUGGGGUUCCUUGCUGACAAUACAUCGUUUUUACUGUGGAAAAAUGGAAUAUACAUAAGUAUAAAUAAUCAUCUGUGUAUUCCUACCACGCAAGAAUUUCUAACAUUUCCCAACAUCCGAUAAUUAUGCUAAUGUGGUAACUGCAUAUAUCCAUCCUUUUUCUUUAAAAAUUCGAGAGAGACAUCUUAGUGCAUAAAUCGUCAUCGAAUGUCCCCACUGGCAAGCAAUGGAACGCGGACUCGCUGACUGGCGGGGAAUCGCAGCGGAUCCGCUAAAGUCAACGGAGGCCGGGACCCGGGAAAGGAACAGAGGCCGGGUAAUGGCUUCAGCGCUCCAACCGUAACCUUAACAGGGGCCGCCAGCGCCACCCGCAGUGAGCGCGCCUCCCUCUCCGCGCAUGCGCCAGGCCCUGAGUCCGCACCACCUCGCCAGCGCGGCUUCUGCGCAGGCACCAAGUUCGGACACAGGAAGCGGAAAGUCUGCCGAGUUGGGUCGGCACCUCAGUGAAAAGUAGCCAUGCGCGUCUUGGAGGAGACAGGGCCUGAGGCCACAGCGACCCCGUGCGGGUGCGUGAAGCCGGCUUUGGAAACAGGGAAUCUUUUAACUGAGCCAGUUGGCUACUUGGAAUCCUGUUUCUCAGCCAAGAAUGGUACUCCAAGGCAGCCAUCUGUUUGUAGCCAUUCGCGAGCUUGUUUGAGAAUUCGGAAGAGCAUCUUUAAUAAUCCUGAACAUUCCUUGAUGGGCUUAGAACAGUUUUCUCAUGUUUGGAUUUUAUUUGUUUUUCACAAAAAUGGUCAUUUGAGCUAUAAGGCAAAAGUGCAGCCUCCUAGGCUGAAUGGUGCAAAGACUGGAGUUUUCUCCACAAGGAGCCCUCAUCGUCCCAAUGCAAUAGGAUUGACUCUGGCCAAGCUGGAAAAGGUAGAAGGUGGAGCCAUAUACCUUUCUGGAAUUGACAUGAUUCAUGGCACACCUGUCCUAGACAUAAAGCCCUACAUAGCUGAGUAUGACUCACCAAAAAAUUUGAUUGAACGUUUACAGGACUUUAAUUUACAGAAUAACCAAUAUAAGCACCCAAACAUGCCCCGGUCCGGUGGCAAGACUGACAGCUGUGACCAGCAACAGCUCUCAAGAUAUGAUGAACCACAACACUAUGGUCACACUGAGGAGAAACUUAAAUGUGCCGAAGACAGAACUUCAGGAGAAAACUAUAUGAAACGUGACAGCUCAACACAAAUCUGGCGAAACUCCCCUAAGCACAGGGAGAUAGUGGGAGAUUUGGGUGUCAAAUCCAGAAGUGAUCAGAGUCCAAGUGUGGCAGAAGAGCAAAUCGGCCCAUAUUUCCUGGAGAAGAGCUUCUCAGAGGAAGGUACAGAAAGGAGGCAAAGGAGAGGGAAAGAAGCAGUGAUUGCACAAGGAAGUAGUACAGAGGUCCAGCCUGUGGUCCUUCACGGCCGUCCCAGGAGGGCUGAUGCAGCCCACUGCAGCGUGGUCCCUGCGUGGGUGAGAGAGGCCCCUGUGGCCACCUUGGAAGUGCGGUUUACUCCUCACGCAGAGAUGGAUCUUGAGCACCUCAGUUCAGGAGGUGUACCAGAUGGCAGUCAGUCUUCAUUUAAAUAUUUUCAAUCAGCAGAGGAAGCAAGGCACGCCAUUGAGGCUGUGCUGUCAGCUGACCCUCGGUCUGUAUAUCGACGGAAGCUCUGCCAGGAUCGCCUUUUCUACUUUACUGUAGACAUAGCGCAUGUCACUUGCUGGUUUGGUGAUGGCUUUGCAGAGGUUCUAAGGAUCAAGCCAGCUUCGGAGCCUAUUCAAAUGACUGACCCUACAGAGUCCUUGGUGUCUCUGGGAUCGUAAGUAGCCUCUAUCGUGUGUUUUAAACAGCCUAAUUGACUUUGGAUGGGGCUGUUGGAUUAUCUGUAUAAGCUAACGAUGUGCCGCCUUUGCAAAAAGAAGCAACACUUUGUGAUCUUAUUGCUUUGAUUGAUUUGGGUUGUUCAAAAUAUUUAUUUGAAAAACCUAUAUUUUAAUAAAGUGAGAGAUGUAACAUUUA
Lynx canadensis (Canada lynx) is the source of this 3367-nucleotide messenger RNA. It is a transcript of the gene TRMO, whose product is annotated as tRNA methyltransferase O. The transcript has 5 exons. The record is from RefSeq and is a predicted model, not a curated record. Bases 1837 to 3171 code for a protein of 444 amino acids. NCBI's taxonomy places the organism in Eukaryota, Metazoa, Chordata, Mammalia, Carnivora, Felidae.